Molecule: messenger RNA, 2480 nt
Organism: Haliotis rufescens (red abalone)
Lineage: Eukaryota; Metazoa; Mollusca; Gastropoda; Lepetellida; Haliotidae
Product: solute carrier family 23 member 1-like
Exons: 12
Coding region: 300-2147 (615 amino acids)
Biological process (GO): transmembrane transport
Cellular component (GO): membrane
Molecular function (GO): transmembrane transporter activity
Source: RefSeq, a predicted model, not a curated record
GGCACAUACUGGCCUGGAAUAAACCAGGGUCCCGUUGUACAAAGCGAUCUUAGCGCUGAGGUGAUCAUACCUUAAGUACAGCGGCACCUGGUCCAUGGGAAAACGAUACCAACCUGUCGGAAACGAGUCCCCGUUGAUCGUCCUUACAAGCUGACAUAUCAAAUUCCAACCACGUGAAGCACAUUUAAAUCGCUCCAGCCUUGAUCUGGGAACCUUGUUUCGGCAUGCUCGCCUUGAUAUUUCGCGUUAGUUGAGCCCUUUCUGUAUACAGGUCAGACGUUUGGAUGCACGGUUGAUGCAUGACAAUACAUCUAAACAUGACGACCCACGUGGAAGACGAUGUCGUAAUGGAAGACGAUGUCGUAAUGGAAAUGGACGAUUUUAAAAGGCUGCAUUACAGAGUGAAUGAGAACCCACCGAUUUACCUUAGCCUUCUAUUUGGUAUUCAGCAAAGUAUGCUGUCCUUAUCCAAGAGCUUGACUGUGUGCAUCCUUGUGGCCGAGUUAGUAUGUUCAGACAAAGACGAACACAUGAAAACAAAACUCUUCUCCUCUACCCUGUUGAUGUCAGGGAUCUGCACAUUAUUGCAAAGCACCGUUGGAAUACGCUUGCCACUGUAUCAAGGACCAUCCGCGGCCUAUGUGGUACCUCUCCUGGCACUGGCUCCACUGAAGGAAUGGCGGUGCCCAGAUUUGACCAACUUUGGGCCGGCCAACUUCAGUUUGACCAACUCCAGCGACGUGGACGCUCUAUACAGGGAACACGUCAUCAUCCCUAAAAUCCAACUGCUGAGUGGGAGUCUCCUUGUGGCUGGAUGCAUCCACACCAUUGUUGGACUGACGGGUAUGGUAGGGGCGGUACUCCGGUUUAUUGGCCCCCUUACAGUGGUCCCCGCCAUAACACUCAUCGGAAUCUUCAUGGUCAAGGCAUUGGUGAAGUUCAUAUCCACACAAUGGGGAGUUGGUCUAUUGACGACGAUAACUGCCGUCGUGCUGUCCCUGUACCUUGCUCCCUACAACACACCUAUACCCUGUUGGGGAAGAAAACGAGGCUUCUUUAUCAAGAAAUACCCACUACACAAAGUCUUCUCGAUAUUGAUCGCGAUGAUGGUUGGUUGGAUUGUAAGCCUCAUCUUGACGGAGAUGGGCGUGUUCACAUCAGAUCCGAACAUUCGCCAAUACCUGGCCAGGACGGACGCCCGGACACACAUCAUCACUGAAAUUGGAUGGUUCUCCAUUCCGUAUCCAGGUCAGUUUGGUCCUCCAAAUAUGAACGUUGGCGUCUUCGCCAGUUUCCUCAUCGCAACGUUUCUCUCCAUCAUCGACUCUCUUGGGGAUUAUUACGCAUGCGCUAAGGUGUGUCAAGAGCCCGCACCUCCCUCCCAUGCAGUCAACCGUGGUAUAUGUAUGGAAGGAGUCGCUUCUACCCUUUCAGGAGCAAUGGGAAUUGGCCACGCAACGUCAACUAUUGGCGGAAACAUCGGCGCAAUAGGAGUCACCAGGGUUGCGAGCCGGCGCGUGUUUCAGGCGGUAGGCUUGAUUUACAUCGUGUUCGGCAUUGUGGGGAAAAUAGGAGCCUUCUUCAUCUCCAUCCCCUACUCGGUGCUCGGUGGAAUUCAGAUCGUCAACUUCGGUAUCCUCUUUGGCGUCGUUCUAUCCAACCUCUCCUUGGUCGACCUGAACUCUGUCCGCAAUGUGUCCAUCCUCGGCAUCUCCUUGAUGAUGGGCCUGAUGAUUCCUCACUGGACACAACACAACCCAGACACAGCAGCCACAGGUAGUGAACAAGCUGACAGUGUAAUUAGAAGUCUUCUCAGUAAUCCUGCAAUCAUUGGAGGAGGCCUCGCCUGUUUCCUUGACAACACGUGCCCAGGGACUUUAAAGGAACGGGGACUCGUCGGCUGGCAGGUGGACAUGGUGGAAGAUACGGAAGCAACUGAUGACGAAAUGGCCUCAAAUAAAGAUGCAUUCAGCAAUGAAGUUCAAAACAAAGGCGAUAACACGACAGAGGAGGGCACGGUAUACGACAUCCCGUUUCUGCCGUUGUCGUGGAAGACAUCACGUUGGUUUAAGAAAAUCCCCAUUUUACCCGGAUACAAGCAGAGACGUGGGGGUGGAAUUUUCAAAAAAUGUCAGAAACAUAACUGACAAUGACGAUAUUCAUUAUGGGAGGAGAGUGGUGCAUGUUCAAUGUAGUCAGACGGCUGUUUACUUUAUCUUGCUUAUGGGGAUGAUUUAGACCUGCCUUGAUAGAGUUCGAGAUUUCGUUCCAGUGAUCAUCCAUUCUGAGAGGCAGCAGAGUUGCGUCCCUUUGGCGUGUCAGAAUCCUAUGAUCGUGGGUACAGAUUCGCCACGACCAUGUUUUUUGGUUUGUCAGCACACUGAAGCUUAAAUACUGUUCAAGGAAGCAUGAAACCAAACUCAGUCACUCACUCACCCACCUUAUACAUGAUUAAGGCAUAAACAGCGUGUGUUAUCAAA